AGCUGUGAUAGUGGACAGAGAGUUAUUUAAGCAUGAAUCUAACCAUGUGAAAUUCUGUUUUGUUUCAUUGUUUUUUUCAGAAUCCGCCACUUUGGAUAACAGCCGGAGAUGAAGUACGAUACAGAGAAAAGCACUUCAAAGCAAUGAAGAUACUCCCAAAUUAUUGUCUGUUCUUCUGUAGCGUUUCUGAGUGCUGUGAGUGUAGGGGAAAUGGUUCCUGAGAUAGAGACCUGGACAAUCAUUAUAUGAGCAUUGUUUUCAUCAAUUGCAAGCACAGCUACUUCACAAAAGCCUUGUUGACCUACACAAUGACUGGCCAACUAACUGAAGAUACAUCAGAAUCUUCCAACUUGAAUCCUGAUGAACUUGAAUGCAAAAUAUGUUACAACCGUUACAAUCUAAGGCAGAGAAAACCAAAAGUCCUGGGGUGCUGUCACAGAGUGUGUGCCAAAUGCCUUUACAAACUUGUUGACUGCGUGGAGUCCCCGCAGUGCGUUAUUGUAUGUCCAUUCUGCAGAUUUGAGACACGUCUGCCAGAGGAUGAGGUCAACAGCCUGCCUGAUGACAAUAAUAUCUUACUGAAUUUGGCAUGUGGUGGAAGAGGGAAGUGUUCUUCUGACAAUCCUACAGAACUGUUGCUAACCCCAAAACGUCUCUCUACGCUUGUAACACCAUCCCACAGUUCCACCAACUGCCUUGUUAUUACUAUCAUGGAGGUGCAGAGAGAAAGCUCCCCUACACUCAAUGCUACUCCCGUGGUAGAAUUCUACAGGCCUUCCACAUAUGACCCUGUUUCAAUGCCUCAAAACUGGACCGUGUGGAAUUGCACAUCCUUGAUCUGCCAAACCUCUGUGCGUGUGUUUGUUUGGUUGCUAGGCUUACUUUAUUUCAGUUCAUUACCCUUAGGGAUCUAUUUGCUCGUAUCAAAAAAGGUAACUCUAGGGGUUGUCUUUGUUAGCCUUGUUCCUUCAAGCCUGGUUAUUCUCAUGGUAUACGGCUUCUGUCAGUGCGUAUGCCAUGAAUUUCUAGACUGUAUGUCCACGUCAUAGCUGAUACAGAACAAGUAACUCUCUUAACAAUGCAGAUUUUGUUUUUCCCAGCUAUAACGAUAGAUUCAUUUAAUUGCACUUUUAAUUAAUAUUUUGUAUUUGAAUCAAUGCAGAUUUAUAGGUCGCAAGUUUCUCUGCUGACAUUGGUUUUAGCUGUACUGCUGUUCUUUUACUAGAGUUAGUUUGAUUACGUCUUAUAGUUGUUUUGUAUCUAGACCAAGUUUUACUGAUACAAAAUUAGUUUAUAGACAAACUUGUGUGUCCAAAAAUAAUGUAGUAAUUUCUCUAAGCAAUGUCAAGUUAAUGUUAGUGAAUAGAAUUAGGGACAGUAAUAUACUUCCCUGAUUUAACUAAAGUGAGAUUAUUUGCUCUGAUUAUAUGGAGCCGAAUGAAUCUUGGCCAGAGAUGGCUAAGUUUGACACUGCCAGUAUUUGUGUACUGUAUCUCUCGUGAUGCUCAGCCAAACUAAGAGCUAGAAGAGAAUCAUGGGAAAUGUAGUUCACACAUGUCUGCACUGGCAGACUUAGUCAUUUCUGCCUUAGACUCUGUGAAUUCGUAUCAUGCUGUAAAUGCUGAUGAUUGUAAUAACUCUGUAGCAAUGCUGGUGCUGUCAGAAGAAUGUAAUUCUUAAAUAAUAUUUUAUUUCACUGUAUUUACUUGCUUCAUUUUUAAAGGCAGAAUUUUUUUUUUUUAGUCGAUGAUGUUUUACAUACUUGUGUAUCUAUUAUUUAAUUACAUUACGGAAACUUUCAUAUAUACAGGGUGUAUUCUUUUUUUUAUCAUAUUGGGUAAAGAAAAUAAAUCUGUAGCCCCUAUCAUUUGCAGUUAUAUGCAGAAUGAUAUUAUAUUCAAUAUGUAACAUUGAUAAUGGAGCCAUCUAACACAUCUAGUAUUUAAUGAGUUUGCAGAAUGUUUAUUAAUCAGACAAUUAAUUUAGUUUGGCAGCCCUUGUGUUCUUAGCAAUAUAAGUGUUGCUAUUUCCUUUAAAUGGAAAAUUAGACGGUCAAUGCUACAUGGCUGCUUAGGAAAAUGGUAUACAUUAUUAGGGUAUUCCAAAGGCAGGUAGCUAACAAUGAUCCUCCAGAUGGUUUCUAACUACAGUUCCCUUGAUGCAGAGCCAACAGAGCAUCUUGGGAAAUUUAGUUCAAAACCCUUGUCAAAGUUAGCCAACAUGCAUUAUGUGUUUUAAAAUCAUCCCUUUGUUUCUGGGUAAUGUCUGUAUUUGAAAUAUCUCUGAAUACUGUUUUAGAUACUCUGAUUUUACCCCUUUGCUCCACCCUUGUAUUUUGCAAACAAUUGCAUAAAAUGUGUGAUUUUAAAGAAACAGUAAUUCAUGCUAACUUGUUUACAUCACUGAUAAAGAACAGCCAAACUGAGAAUGUGGAUUAACAUACUGCAAGUAAUUACAGUGACAUUUGCAGAGAGUUGGCAUCAAUUAGAUCUCAUUAUAUCUUUAAUAUAUUUGCAAAAUGCAUCUACUUAAAUAAGACACAAAAAGUUUAGAUAUCUUAUUUUACAUAUCUCAGACCUAUCCCAUUGUCUCUUUAUAUAUAUAUAUUAAUGCAGCACUUAAAAGGGUUAAUGGAAUCCAUGCAGUGGCCUUUUGAUAAAAUACCAUUUAUGAAAUUAACAAUAUCUCUUUAAAUAUGUUCUUCUAACUGUGUUAAAUCAUUUUUUACCAUGCCUCCAUUAAAUAUAUAGCGUUUAAUAUUGUUUGUGCUCACAUUUCCGUACCUAUGUACUAGAAUGGUACUGUAGCAUAACUUAACUGAUGUUAAUAGAAAAAUGUAUUUUUAUGGCCUUAUUAAGGGUGCUGCCGAACCUUGUUGUCUCACUUUAAAGCAUAUUUAUGACUACAUAUAGCAUUGUGAAAAUCUUUAAAGGAACACUCCAAACACCUUAACAAAAGUUUUUUUUUUACUAAUUACAAUAGUGGUUAUGGUGCUUGGAGUGUUUGUUUAAUAAUGCAUUUCAGGCCCCACCCUGAAAUAAUUCUUAUAUUGUGUAAAAUGUUGCCUCAUGGUUACCAGGGAUGAUUGAUUGAACUAGUCAUAUGACAAAAAGAAAAUAGUAUAGAUAAAUUUAGUGUCUUUGUUACCUUAACAGUAUGGUAUAAAUAUGUAUUUUUCUGUGUUUAAAACCAUUGGUAAAAUAAUGUAAUAAUAAAACUGCUUAAUUUUCUCUGAUUAACAUGUGAGAUUUUAGGUUUUCUCUGGGUAAAAUCUAUAUUGUGAGCAAGUGGGUCUGAGUUCUACAAAGUAUUUGUCUAAAAAAAGUAGCACAACUGUACAAAGCCAAUGGGAGAGUUGAUCUGUGCACUACCUAUCUCUCUUUGGCUGAAUAUAUGUUCUAAUAUAAAACCCCUAUAAUUUAUAUAUUGAUAAGUCAUAGAGCAUUUGUUGUAUUUAAAGGGACACUCCGGACACCUAAAGCACUUUAGCUAGUUGAAAUGCUUUACAUGUGAAGAAUGAGUCCUCUUUUUUUUCACUUUACAAAAAUUGCAGAUUUCAUUAGAAAGUGUCAUGUUUAAAAAUAUACCUUGUUACACCUCCUUAGCUGUCAAACACACAACUGGUCCUGUUACUCACAUAAAAAAAGUCUGGGCUGGGGAAGAAGGGGGAAGAUUGCAAAGGCAGUAGACUAAAGCUGUUAAAUGUACCCCCAAUGAAAAAAUGCAUAAUGAAAUGCAUGCAUGUGUCCAUUUUGGGUAUAUGUACUAUCUGGGCAGUGGAGUGUCCCUUUAAAUAGGUAUUGUCACAAAUUAAAUCAUUCACCACAGUUUGCUGACCCAUAGUUUCCAAAACAGUUCAAAUUGGACAUGGAAACAAAUAUAAUAACGUUAAAGGAGCACUAUAGGGUCAGGAACACAAACAUGUUUUCCUGACCCUUUAGGGUUAAAACCACCAUCUAGCCCCUCUGGUCCCCUCAUGCCUCCCUAAAUAUAGUAAAAUCUUACUUGUAUUCAAGUCUGCAGCUGCUUAUUUUGUCCCUUUUUACUUUAGACCUGCCUGCUGACAUCAUCAGAAGUGGUAGCCUAAUCCAAUCACAAUGCUUCCCCAUAGGAUUGGCUGAGAUGGACAAAGAGGCAGAUCAGGGGCAGAGCCAGCACAAUUCAAACACGGCCCUGGCCAAUCAGCAUCUCCUCAUAGAGAUGAAUUGAAUCAAUUAAUCUCUAUGAGGAAAGUUCAUUGUCUGCAUUCAGAGGGAUGAGACACUGAAUGUUUGGAUCCAUUUUAGGCAGCCAUGACCCAGGAAGGAUCUCUAACAGCCAUCUAAGGAGUGGCUAGUGAAGUUAUCACUAGGCUGUAAUGUAAACACUGCAUUUUCUGAAACAAGCAGUGUUUACAGCAAAAAGCCUGAAGGUUCAAAUUCAAUAAGCUGUAGUUGUUCUGGUGACUAUAAUGUCCCGAUUUGCAACAUAUUAAAAUAUAUACACA
Pelobates cultripes (western spadefoot toad) is the source of this 4486-nucleotide messenger RNA. The record is from the annotation of a GenBank genome assembly. NCBI's taxonomy places the organism in Eukaryota, Metazoa, Chordata, Amphibia, Anura, Pelobatidae.